AUGCCAAGCCCUGAAUACCCUCCACACCACCAUGCCAAGCUUUGCCAAGCCCUCAGUACCCUCCACAACACCAUGCCAAGCCCCCAGUACCCUCCACACCCCCAUGCCAAGCCCUCAGUAACCUCCACACCACCAUGCCAAGCCCUCAGUACCUUCCACACCACCAUGCCAAGCAAUCAGUACCCUCCACACCACCAUGCCAAGCCCUCAGUAACCUCCACACCACCAUGCCAAGCCCUCAGUACCUUCCACACCACCAUGCCAAGCAAUCAGUACCCUCCACAACACCAUGCCAAGCCCUCAGUACUCUCCACACCACCAUGCCAAGCCCUCAGUACCCUCCACACCACCAUGCCAAGCUUUGCCAAGCCCUCAGUACCCUCCACAACACCAUGCCAAGCCCCCAGUACCCUCCACACCCCCAUGCCAAGCCCUCAAGAUGGAAAAUCAGAGACUGCCCCACAGAAUGAAGAGAUGCCCCACAGAGAUGCCCCACAGAGAUGCCCUUUCUCACAGAGAUGCCCAACAGAGAUGCCCCACAGAGAUGCCCAACAGAGAUGCCCAACAGAGAUGCCCAACAGAGAUGCCCCACAGAGAUGCCCCACAGAGAUGCCCCACAGAGAUGCCCCACAGAGAUGCCCAAUGGAGACCUUCAACACAUAA
Messenger RNA from Oncorhynchus tshawytscha (Chinook salmon), 663 nucleotides. RefSeq names its product adhesive plaque matrix protein-like. The record is from RefSeq and is a predicted model, not a curated record. NCBI's taxonomy places the organism in Eukaryota, Metazoa, Chordata, Actinopteri, Salmoniformes, Salmonidae. The transcript has 2 exons. Bases 1 to 663 code for a protein of 220 amino acids.